CUGCUGCUGUAAACGUCAUGAUCCAGGCUGGGAAGCUCAGCAGUCCUGAGCGGAAACCCCUCCCGAAUCCCAACUCCGGCAACCGAGCAAAAGACAAGAGGAAUAUCAAGGAAUCAGGAAACACGGAGAAACCCCGCUAUCCACACAUUAACCGAGCUGAGCAAGAAAUGCAGACCUGAGGGCUGCACGCUGGUGAGAGAUUGAAAAACCGCUCGCCUUGCACCAAGAUGGGGUUUGGCCAGGACUUGCGGAACUCCCAUGAGGGCCUGAUCAAGCUGCAGGACUGGGAGCUGAAGCUGCUGGAAACAGUGAAGCGCUUUAUGACCCUUCGAGUGAAGAGUGACAAGGAGUACGCCUCGCUUCUGCUCAACAUCAGCCAACAGGUGGACAAGCAUGACAACUCCUCCCAGAUCCACUACAUCAGCACUGUCUCCAAGUCGUGGGCUCACAUGGUACAGCAGACAGACCAGCUGAGUAAGAUCAUGAAGUCUCACGCUGAGGAGCUCAACUCUGGCCCACUGCAUCGCCUCACCAUGAUGAUCAAAGACAAGCAGCAGGUGAAGAGGAGUUACCAGAGCAUCCACCAGCAGAUCGAGUUCGAGCUGAACAAGGUGACAAAAACUGACCUUGAAAAGCUGAAGGCUAUCUACAGGCAGUUGAGUAAGGAUGCUCACAGUGCCAAAGAGAAAUACAGGGAAGCAGUAGUGAAAGGCAAGGAGCCGGAGAAAGCACGCGAGCGAUACGACAAAGCCACCAUGAAGCUGCACAACCUGCACAACCAGUACGUGCUAGCAGUCCGCAGUGCACAGCUGCACCAGGAGCACUACCACGAGAGUGCGCUCCCUCUGCUGCUGGACUCGCUGCAGAAGAUGCAGGAGGAGAUGAUCAGUACCCUAAAAGGGAUUCUAGAAGAGUACAGUGAAAUCACCAGCCUCCUGACUGAUGAAAUUGUGAAGGUUCACAAAGAAAUACACACCUCUAUUGACCAAAUCGAUCCUACAACAGAAUAUGAGAACUUUAUUGAAGUGCACGGGUCACCUGAAAGCAAAGAACCAAAUGUAGAAUUUGAUGUUUCACUAUUAGAUGAAACAGAGAAUCUUCAAGCCAACGAGAUCCUAUGGAACAAUUUGACUGCGGACAGUUUACAAGCACUGCUAAAGUCCACGGCUGAGGAGCUUCUGUUGACCCAGCAGAGUCUGCGCAGUAAAGAGGACCUCAUGCUAGACCUGCAGAGCAAAAUUGAGGAGUCCGCCAAAAGCUGUGAAAAGAAGUCUGACACGGUUCUGUUGCUGAGUCAGAAGCAGUCUCUGGAGGAGCUGAGACAGACCGUGCAGCUGCUGCGCUGCUCUGAAUCCAAACUGAGCUGCCACAAGGAGCUGCUGGAGCAGAAGAUGCAGGAGAAUGAGGGCAAGGAGCCUCCACCUGUGGUCAACUAUGAGGAAGACGCGCGUUCUGUCAACUCAGUGGAUAAAAGUAAAGACAGAAUAUCAAAGUUUGACACCCUCCGUCACUCCAUCGCUGGCAUCAUCCGUUCACCAAAGUCUGUGCUGGGCUCAUCUUCAUUCUUUGAUGUGAUCCCCACCAGUGAGAAGCCGCUGGGGGAGCAGGAGUGGUACCAUGGGGCGAUCCCGCGCACAGAGGCCCAGGAGCUGCUCAAGCAACAGGGAGACUUCCUGGUGCGUGAAAGCCACGGCAAGCCCGGCGAGUAUGUGCUUUCUGUGUUCUCAGACGCACAGCGCAGGCACUUCAUCAUCCAGUACGCUGAUAAUCAGUACAGAUUUGAGGGCACUGGAUUUCCCACCAUUCCUCAACUGAUCGAGCAUCACUACACUACAAAACAAGUCAUAACCAAGAAGUCUGGAGUUGUGCUCUUAAAUCCUGUCAUAAAGGAUAAAAAAUGGAUUCUUAAUCAUGAGGAUGUCAUUUUAGGAGAACUUCUAGGCAAAGGUAAUUUUGGUGAAGUAUUCAAAGGAACAUUAAGAGAUAAGACUCCUGUAGCUGUGAAGACUUGUAAAGAAGAUCUCCCACAAGACCUCAAGAUCAAGUUCCUCUCAGAAGCCAGGAUUCUAAAGCAGUAUGAUCAUCCCAACAUUGUAAAGUUAAUAGGUGUCUGCACACAAAGACAGCCUAUUUAUAUAGUAAUGGAACUUGUGCCAGGAGGAGACUUUCUCUCAUUUUUGAGGAAAAAGAAAGAAGACCUCAAGACGAAGCAGCUGGUGAAGUUUGCUCUAGAUGCUGCAGCAGGAAUGGCCUACCUGGAGCUAAAGAACUGUAUUCAUAGGGACCUGGCUGCCCGGAACUGCUUGGUGGGAGAAAACAACGUAUUAAAGAUCAGUGAUUUUGGGAUGUCACGGCAGGAGGAUGAUGGGAUUUAUUCAUCUUCUGGCCUCAAGCAGAUUCCUAUCAAGUGGACUGCACCAGAAGCACUCAACUAUGGGAGAUACAGCUCAGAAAGCGAUGUGUGGAGCUAUGGGAUCCUGCUUUGGGAGACCUUCAGCCUGGGAGUGUGUCCUUACCCAGGCAUGACCAACCAGCAAGCCCGUGAGCAGGUUGAGAAAGGUUACAGAAUGUCCUGUCCACAGAAGUGCCCAGAUGACGUCUACAAGAUCAUGCAGAGGUGCUGGGAUUACAAGCCUGAAAAUCGACCCAAAUUUUCAGACAUUCAUAGAGAACUGUCUUUAGUCAAGAAAAAAUAGCUCCAGAUCAGAACAUCAUCAAGACACCAAACCCAGGUCUUGUCCAGGUGAUUUCUACCUAACCCACAAACAGAAACAUCUAGAACGGUUCUCCCUCGUGUUCCUUACAUUUUAUGAUUAUAUUACAGAGUACAACUUGUCAUAAAAUGAUUGUAUGAAUUGCCUAUGCAACAGCUGUUUUGAGCCAUUACCAGUUCUUGAGGUCUUGAUUCUUUUCUGUUUCCUGAUGCCUGAAUUUCUACUAAAUGCUUACUUACACUUUUUGAAAUACUAUACUAUACUAAUUAUUUCCUCUGCUGGGCCCAUUAAUGUAUUGGUCAUUUCAGAGUGGGUGGAGAUUAAGAGCUUCGAUUAUGCAGAAUAUUGCAUGCCUGAUCAUGUCAUGGGUUUCAAUUAAAAAUUGAAGAAAACAUCGAAAUGGGAAAAAAAUAGCUGUGCUCAAAUUUGUUUUAACCAUUAAUAGUCACAGUGUACACAGUCAAAUUACACAUUAAAACUAGGUUAUUUCAUUUUUCAUGUUUUACAUGCUAAAUGUGUGCUAAAGGCCCAGUCAGGGUCUACUUAUGGCUUAUUGUGGAUAAUAAUAGGCAAUGAAUAGGAAUAUUUAUGUAAAAUGGUUAAACUCCAAGAUUGAUUGAUUGAUUGAUUUCAGCAUUAAAUGGCUUAACAACUAACUAUAGGCCAUAUUAUUAUAAUACCACUUUUACUGCUGAAUUUGACAUAUCUUCAUACUAAUACUUCAUCAUGAGAUCUUUUCUUGUCCGAUAUGUAUUCUAUUUGCCGUAUGGUUGAUAAUUAUGCCAUCAGCCAGUAUUUUUGAGCACUGUGCAAACUCACGUGACACUUGUAUUUCUUUGAUUUGCAGUGAGUUGAUUAGUUAUAGGCACAACAUUCGCUUAUAUUUGUAAUGCAGGUUGAUUUAAGAUAAAUUUAUUUCAUACUGAUAAUUUAGUUUAAUUAAGUAUUUUAUAUAUUUUCACCUGACCUGUUACCUGCUUUAUUCCUGUCAAGGAAUUACACUUAAUAGGAUAUUUCAGACCGGUUUAAAUUCAUUAAUAUUGUUUAAAUAUUCAAAUGCAACCAUGUGUGGCCUUAAGUAUGAAAAAGUCAGAUUAGAUUAGUAUCUGCUGCAUAUCUUACUGCAAAAAUCUCCCUUAAAAAUACUGUGUAGUCUAGGACUAGGUUUAGUCCCUGUAUGGGAUCUAACCCUUGAUAUGCUAAACUGCUAAACUUAGCACUAAAGUGCUCUACCUAAAACAGACAGUUGUUUCCUGUUCUUCGGCUCUUCGGCUCUGAAAAUCAAGGCAUCAAUGAUCAUUUAGCUACAUAUUUCCAUUUUCUUUACAAGUGUAUUUGUUUAAACAAUCAUCAACCAAAGCAGAUCUCAGGCACAUGCUGUAGAUUAUCAGUAUCUACAUGUUUCAGAUUUAUGUGCAUUCUUUUUUUUUUUAUUCCAUGACGAGACCACCUUCUUUUCUAUCCAGACCUCAGCUGGGAUUUCUUUGACAUGCAUUUAUUAUCCUAACUAGUAUUACAAUUAUGACUGCCAGGAAAUAAUGGGUUUUCUAUGUCAUACAUGCAAAAAACACCUUUUUUCUGAUACUUAUUUACUUUAAUUCUCUAUAUGUAGCCAAUUUCUACUGGCCACCUGUGCUGCCUGUCCAAGCAGUGUCCUUACCAGCAAGCUUUUAUAAUUUUCUUUCUCAAGUUACCAGUCAAAUAACGGUGCCAAUUCUGUUUGUUUAAAGAAUAAAUGGAAUGGAGUUGA
Molecule: messenger RNA, 4464 nt
Organism: Astyanax mexicanus (Mexican tetra)
Lineage: Eukaryota; Metazoa; Chordata; Actinopteri; Characiformes; Acestrorhamphidae
Gene: fer
Product: fer (fps/fes related) tyrosine kinase
Exons: 19
Coding region: 228-2696 (822 amino acids)
Biological process (GO): Fc-epsilon receptor signaling pathway; cell adhesion; chemotaxis
Molecular function (GO): ATP binding; non-membrane spanning protein tyrosine kinase activity
Source: RefSeq, a predicted model, not a curated record